UUUAAAUUAUUGUUAGAUGAAAAGGUACAUUCAAAAUGUAUGUACUUAGGAAGGAUUAAGAAAAUUGUCUAUCUACGUAUAGCUAUACUUUAACGUUUUAAAUUCAUUUUAUUAUACAUGUUGCAAUUUGAUGUGCAUAACUUUUGGUUAUGUAUAAAUUACAAAUAUCUGGACGAUUGACAAUAUAGUACUUGAUUCGAUUUCUUUUAAUGGACGAGCACCUUGAAACGAAUUGUCUUCGAAACGUAGAUGUCGCAUCUGUGACCGGAAAACUUCUAGAAUUAAUCAAAUUUCAAAAAAACCUGUCGUGCGAUGUGUUCCCACGAUAUGAUUUCCUGCGUUGCUUUCGUUUAAAAAAGCGACAUGAAAGAAUUUUAUUCACACUCACGAUGACCGACGAGCAUUGAACGAAGAAGUAUUGAAUUUGAACCGCGACGUAUUUUCGAGUGACGCCGCAGCCAUGAUUGUUUAGUUUCGGGGGGAUGAAAAGUGAAUGUGAGCUACGGAUUUGAAUGAAACACGUACGAUUACAACGCGUGCCGACUUACUUCUGUAUUUGAUCAGCGUGUCUGUUAAUUGAGAGAUAUGGCUGUUUAGAUAUUUCUCUGAAAUGUGGUUACGAAGUGAACAUGUUAGUAGAAGACUACGUGGUCGUUUAAAUGUAAGUUGCAUAUCUGGAACCAAAAUAUCCCAUCAUCGGGUACAGGCCAGCAACUUACGGAAACUUCCAUCUAUACAUAAUAAUAACUAUCGCAUUAAUACAUCAAACAAAUGUGGUAGGUUGACUCGAUGGAGACAUAGGUGUCAUUUAUUAAAAGAGGCUUGUAAAGAAAAUGUUUUACGUUUUGCGAAAUCUGCGCCUAAUAAACGAGAGAGAGGACCUCGUAGGAGAAAAUGCAUAAAACGAUCAAUGGUUACUUCAACUCCGUUACACCGAUCUUCUGCAAAAGAUGUAGUUAUUCCAGCAAAAUGUACAACAGUAUCAAAAGUUUCUGAAGACUCUAAGGAAAACUGGAAUACAACUAGUUUAUCUCUAUACUCAUCUAUAUUGAAUAUAGACUCAUGUUGCUCCUCCAUAACCAGUGUAAAUGACAUCAAAUCUUCAGUUUCAAGUGUGUCACCUCUGUCAAAUCUAAUGCCUCCUGCAUCUAUAGGAUCAAAUUCAGACCUUUCAUAUGUAUUGGAUGAUGGAAGCAAAAGUAUUGAUACUAGUUCACUAUAUUAUUCCGCACAUUGUACACAAACAGAUGGACUUGCAGAAUGCUAUAGCUUAAUGCAUUCUACAUCCAUAUAUGGCACUCGUUCUCACUCAUCAGAAAAGUAUUUUCCAAAUGGAAAAUACGCACUUGGCAACAAUAAUGUAAACAAUAGUAAUUUAUCAAAAAAUCAAUAUUCUGUUGAUAGCCAUUUAUCAAAAUAUGAAUCAAACUUCACUACUACAAAGUAUGGUACAGUAGCCAUGUACAGUCUAAGUCAUCAUCAUUCAUCAGACACAAAUGGAAAUGUUACUGAAAAAUACGAUUCCGAUGAUAUUGAGAACGAUUACCAUGAUGUUGAAUAUAUGGAAGUUGGAAGUGAAGAAAUAGUAGAAAGUUGUGAUAUGGAAAAUAUGGUUACUCAUGUUCAAGAAGAUUGGGAACCAUUUGAUCCUUAUGUCUUCAUUAAACAUUUACCACCUUUGACUCCAGCAAUGAGAGCCAGAUGUCCUGCUCUUCCUCUUAAAACACGUAGCAGUCCAGAAUUUAGUCUCGUGUUAGAUUUGGAUGAAACAUUAGUACACUGUAGUUUGCAAGAACUUUCGGAUGCAGCAUUCCGUUUCCCAGUUGUCUUUCAAGAUGUAACGUACACGGUGUUUGUCAGAACACGACCUUAUUUUCGCGAGUUUUUAGAACAUGUCUCAUCAUUGUAUGAAGUAAUCCUUUUUACUGCGAGUAAACGAGUUUAUGCGAACAAAUUAAUGAAUCUAUUAGAUCCAACACGAAAAUUGAUUAAGUAUCGUCUGUUCAGAGAACACUGUGUUUGCGUAAAUGGAAAUUAUAUCAAGGAUCUAUCUAUACUUGGUAGAGAUUUAUCUAAAACUGUUAUUAUUGAUAAUAGUCCACAAGCAUUUGGAUACCAGUUAGAGAACGGUAUUCCUAUAGAAAGUUGGUUUGCUGAUCGUUCAGAUAAUGAAUUAAUGAAAUUGUUACCUUUCUUAGAAAAUUUAGUAAAUUGGGGUGGAGAUGUUAGACCGCGUAUUAGAGAACAAUUCCGGCUCUUCAGUUUUUUACCACCAGAUUAAUUUAGUUCAUAAAGUAAAACAAAAUCAACAUUUCAAAAAUUGCUAGCCUAUAUAGGUACGUGUAUAAUGUAUCUUACAGAUAUAUUCAACGGAUAAAUGUAAGAUAUCAUUCAAUGCGUGCAAUAGUAUACGCCAAAAGAAAAUUCUAUAAUUUGCAAUAAUGAUCAAUAAAAAAUUGUUAAAUUAUUAAAAAUAUUUCGAUAAAAGCUAAAAUAAAUAUCGUACUAUGAUUUUUAUAGAAUUUCAGUGUACUUUAUAAUGAAUUUAAAUUAAUCUUGUUACGAAGAUUAAUAUAAAAAAUAUAUUUGAAAAAUUAGUUAAGAAAUAUCACAACAUGGUAGUUACUAGAAUCUAUAUUUAUCGAAUUUUUGGGCAGGUACCAAUUAAUAAAUAAUAAAGCUCUCUCAUAAAUUACAUAGAGAUCAAUCAAGAUAUAAACUGCUAGGGCUCGUGCAUUAUUACGAGAAAAUUCCAUAAAUAAGAUUUUAGUCUAAAUUAUUUAAAAACAAAUUAUAAAAAUUGCUCUAGCAGAUACAUUAUAGCAAAUUAUAGAUAUCUCUCAAUUUAAAUAUAUUUUAUGUCCUUAAUUAUGCAAAAAAUGAAUAAAAAGGGAUUAAAAUAUAUAUAAAUAUAUAGAUGCAUUAUAUUAAGUUGAGAGAUGUCAAAAGAAUCAAACUGUGUACGUAGAUAUCUAAAUUUUUUUAUUUAAAAAGUUAAAAUCAAUCAUAUUUAAUUUUUUGUUUUCUCUUGGAGAUUAUAUAGUUUCAUUAUGAAAUCAAUCAUAUUAUUCAUUGUAUGCAAAGAUAUGCAAAGUAUUUAAUAUAUAACAAUUAUAAAAUAAGGUAAGCAGAUACCUAAUAUCAUCCCUGAGAUGAAAUUAUUGCAAUAGUUAAUUCAAUUAUUUGUUGCAAAAAAAUAGUAAGUUGAUUGAAUAGAAACGAAAUAUAUUGAUAGAAUAAACAUAAAAUACAAACUUCCACUUUUAAACAACUUCCGUUUUCACUAGUUUAUACUUCUGUGCAUAACUCAUAUGUAG
Frieseomelitta varia is the source of this 3317-nucleotide messenger RNA. RefSeq names its product CTD small phosphatase-like protein 2. Gene Ontology annotation, molecular function: phosphoprotein phosphatase activity. Lineage: Eukaryota; Metazoa; Arthropoda; Insecta; Hymenoptera; Apidae. The transcript is spliced from 8 exons. The record is from RefSeq and is a predicted model, not a curated record. Bases 611 to 2281 code for a protein of 556 amino acids.